AAUUGUAUCGCAUCCGUUCUGCCAUCUACGUGAAAAACUAAGAAGUGAAAAGUUUCAGUUAUAGUGUUUAUAUAGAUAGUUGUAUGUUACGCAAAGCAUGGCGGUGUCGCAUCAGUGGUUCGUGCAGUGGUCCGCCCCGCCGAUGAUCUUCGCGGAUAUUACUAGUCAACACAAUGACGUCAAUGACCGAUGGAAAAGUGAUGUACCGACUUGGAGUAACCCUGCAGUGGUUCCUGAACUCAGUGUCGAUAGUUAUAACGACCGGGACAGCUUGAUAGAUAGUAAUCAUAAGUAUAAGUCAGAUAGAUCUAAAAAUAAAGAUCGUGCCAAUGCCGCAGGAGUCACUUUGUGGCUCACCAUGCUGGGAGUGAUGCGCGCGCAGUCUGUACCUGCCGACAACGACACACCUCCUUUCAGCACCCUGUAUAAGUGGAAGCAAGUCGACUUCGAGUUCCCUACGCCCAGACAUCGGAGACAUGCACUAUCCUCGGGGAAAUUCAUCCCCGCUAAUGUGCUGCCCCUGGGCCUAGAGGUUUGGGGCCAUCGAGUGUGGGUGACGAUACCAGCUUGGAGAAGAGGAGUUCCCGCUACUUUAGCCACUCUACCCAGACAAGGGGGGCUUGCCUCGCCACAACUCAAGCCAUACCCUGACUGGAGUUUUCAUAGAGCAUUUGGUGACGUGAAGAAUUGCACGGGGCUAACUUCUGUCUUCCGGAUACACGCCGACCACUGCGGCCGACUCUGGGUGCUAGAUUCCGGCCAGAUAGACUCACAGGACAACCCGAAACAAUUAUGUCCGCCCAGUAUAGUAGUGUUUGACCUCAAAACAGACAAAUUGGUCGCACGGUACACGAUACCUAAACAAUUUGUAUUGCAAGAUUCGUUAUUCUCCAACGUCAUCGUGGACUCGAGGACAGCAGAUUGUUCAGACCUUCAUUUGUACAUAGCAGAUACCUGGCGAUUCGGCUUACUAGUGUUUAGAGAAAAAGAUCAACAAUUUUGGAGAUUCUCCAAUCCAUUAUUUUUCCCUGAUCCAUUAGCAUCUAAUUUUUCCCUACAUGGUGUAAAUUUCCAGUGGACCGAUGGAAUUUUUGGCCUAGCACUAACUCCAAUUGAUCCAUACGAGGAACGAAUACUAUUCUUCCAUCCUAUGUCUGGUUAUAGGGAGUUCUACGUUUCAACAGAAGUACUGCGAGACCCGUCCAGAGUUAACAACAGUUCUCAAGAAUUCAAUAUUGCUGGAGAGAGUAGAGGAUUGAACGGCCAAGCUUCUGCAUCUGCUGUUGAUAGGACUGGAGUCAUGUUUUAUGGCUUAGUAAGUCGUGACAGUAUUGGAUGUUGGAAUACAAAGAAACUCUAUAAAAAGACAAAUAAUGGUAUAGUGGCAUCUAAUUCGGAGACUUUAAUAUUUCCGAAUGACAUCAAAGUUGAUCAAGAUUUUAGGCAGAAUUUGUGGGUUAUAACGAAUCGAUUGCCGAUGUUCCAAGCUGGACCGCUAGACGCCGACGACUACAACUAUCGCAUUCUGUACGCUGACACGAAGGAAGCUGUGCGAGGAACGGUUUGCGAAAUGGACACCGGUCACCCGUCUCCUGCCAACAUCGUACACAGAGGAUGGCUGCCAUAAAAAUGUACCUCAAAAUUUUUAUUUAAUUAAAU
Molecule: messenger RNA, 1659 nt
Organism: Spodoptera exigua (beet armyworm)
Lineage: Eukaryota; Metazoa; Arthropoda; Insecta; Lepidoptera; Noctuidae
Source: the annotation of a GenBank genome assembly